Erythranthe guttata (spotted monkey flower) is the source of this 4726-nucleotide messenger RNA. RefSeq names its product phosphatidylinositol 4-kinase beta 1. Gene Ontology annotation, cellular component: cytoplasm; membrane. The record is from RefSeq and is a predicted model, not a curated record. Gene Ontology annotation, biological process: phosphatidylinositol-mediated signaling; phosphatidylinositol phosphate biosynthetic process. Gene Ontology annotation, molecular function: 1-phosphatidylinositol 4-kinase activity. NCBI's taxonomy places the organism in Eukaryota, Viridiplantae, Streptophyta, Magnoliopsida, Lamiales, Phrymaceae.
UAAAUAAAUUAUUAUUUUCCAAAUCUGCUGGUACCAAAGUUUCAAAACACGAGCAAUUGAAAAACCAGUCGCAAAACGCAAUCACAAAUUCACAUGUGCAACAAAAAUUUCAAAUUAAUUUUUUUCUCGCCAACAGAAAAAUUGUGCAUUUGCUAACUCACCCCCACUCCAAACUUCACCAACAAUCAAAUUUAAAUUAAAAAAAAGAAAAAAGAAAAAUACAAAUCUCCGCGCACGUUAGCACCCACCACCACCACCUCUUUUUCCUCCCACGAUUCCCCCCCUAUCCCGGCGCCGGCCAAAUCACACGGCGUCGUUGAAAAACCCAAUUGCCCCGCCUCGUAUUCCCAUUCUCGAUUUUCAAACGAUAAUAGAUACACGGACGCGGAUACAGAGUUUUUAGAAUCUGCAAAAAAAAAAAUUAGGGGUUUAGGGCUUGGAAUUUCAUGAUUAGGAUGAGCAGGAAUUGACGAUGGUGAGGCUACUAGGAUUGACGCGCGCCUUCGGAGACUGGACCGAUUCACCUCGCGAGGUGACUCGGACGAUUCCGACGAGUGAAAGCACGGGGGAGAGCGGGUGGCUAAUCAGAUUCUUUGACUCGUCCUUCUUCUGCGAAUGGAUCGCCGUCAGCUACCUCUACAAGCACGAUCAUGCCGGUGUGCGAGACUAUCUCUGCAAUCGUAUGUAUACUCUCCCCCUCUCCGGCAUCGAGAGCUACUUGUUCCAAAUCUGCUACAUGUUAAUUCACAAGCCUAGCCCCUCUCUGGACAAGUUUGUAAUCGAUAUUUGUUCGAGAUCGCUGAAAAUCGCGCUGAAAGUCCACUGGUUUCUAAUGGCGGAGUUGGAGGAUGUAGAUGAUAACGAGGGGAUUAGUAGGAUUCAGGAGAAGUGUCAGUUCGCCGCCACUUUAACGGGCGAAUGGCCGCCUUUGAUUAAGCCGCAGCAGCAGGGUAUUAGUUUUAUGUCGAUAUCGUCUAGUAUUAAUGAUAAUGGAAGUAGCGGUAGUCCGAUCGGUAAUCAGGUACUGAACAGGUUCUUGUCGUCGAAGCAGAAGCUAUUGUCCUUGACUUCGUCGCCUCCGAAUGCUGCAUCGGUCUCUAGGUCGUUCUCCUUUUCGCCGACACCUGGGAAUUCGAUAGUGCAUGAUGACAGUGGUAAGGUGAUGGGAUCGCCGGACGAGAAUAAUAAGAUUUUUAAGAAGUUUAUGCCGGGUCCCAAGGUACGGGAUGCUUUGCUGUUUAGGAUAUCGGUGGAUAAGGAAGAUGAGUCUGAGAAGGAUGGUGGGUUUUUUAAGCGUCUGUUAAGGGAUAGUAGGGAUGAAGAUAUGAGGAAGUCUGUGGGUAAGGAUAAUGAGAAUGACGAGGAGACCGAGAAGGAAGCUGGGUUCUUCAAGAGGUUGCUGAGGGAUAGUAGGGAUGAGGAUAUGAAGAAGUCAUUGGAUAGAUCGAAAGAUGAAGAAGAACAUGAGAAAGAGAGUGGGUUUUUCAAGAGGUUGUUGAGCAGUAGUCGAGAUGAGGAUGUGAGGAAGUCGAUGGAAAAGCAUGAUGAGGAGUUUGAGAAAGAUGGGUUUUUCCGAAGGCUUUUGAGUGCUAAAGACGAGGAGGAGGAGGUUGGCUCAAGCACGGAUGGAUUUUUUAAGCGGUUGUUUCGAGAUGGUAAAAAUGAUUCGGAGGAAAAAAUGUUGUCGAAAUCUGUCGAAGAUGAUGAAAAGGAAGGUUUUUUCAAGAAACUCUUUAAGGAAAAAAAUGAGGAUAAGAAGGAUGACAACGAAAAAAAAGAUGACGUAGAAAGAGUGGCAAAGACUUCUGAAGAUGAUGAUAGAGAAGGGUUCUUCAAGAAAUUUUUCAAGGAAAAAUUUGAUGACAAAAAAGCUGCGACUGAAUUAAAAGCUGCGACUGACCGGCAUGAUGAAGAUGCAAAGGGAAAUGCAAAUGGUGAAGAUGAGGAGCCUUCAGAAUUUACAUUGUUCCGUAGAUUAUUUCGUGUCCAUCCAGAAGAUUCCAAGAAUUCAAUGGCAAAUGAUAAUAGCUACAGUAGCAGUUUGCUUGAAAGUAGUCCUGGAACAGAAAACUUUUUCCGCAAGCUGUUCAAGGACCGUGACCGUUCCUUAGAGGAUUCUGAACUCUAUGGUUCGAAAAAGAACAAAGUGAACUGCCCUGGCUCACCAAAGCAGGGAAAUGAAAAGUCAACUAAACCUCCACUUCCUAGUAGUGCAUCGCAGCUUAGAAAAGGGACAUAUCAUGAAUCACUCGACUUUGUUCAAACUUUAUGUGAGACAUCCUAUGGCCUUGUUGAUGUAUUUCCCGUUGAAGAUCGAAAAGCUGCUCUUUGUGAGUCGCUUGCGGAGAUCAAUGCACAUAUAGGUGAUGCACAAAAUAAAGGAGGAAUAUGUUUUCCUAUGGGUAAGGGUAUGUAUCGUGUGGUUCACAUACCGGAAGAUGAAGCUGUGCUCAUGAAUUCAAGAGAAAAGGCUCCUUACCUCAUCUGUAUUGAAGUUCUAAAGAGUGAAGCUCCAAGUAAUCCAAAGGAUGCUUCCAAUUCACACAAACUUUCUAGAGGAGGAAUCCCAUUGGCGAAUGGGGACGCACUUUUGCCAAAGCCUCCUCCAUGGGCUUAUCCUCUGGGGCCAGGACAGGAUAUGUACCAUAGUGGUUAUGAUAGAAUGUCAAGUUCUACAUCUGAAGCGAUAGACCAGGCAAUGUCUCAGUUGUGGGAGUCCAAAGUGAAAUUUGUCCAUGUUAAUUUUUCUGUGGAGAAGCUACCGGAACCUGCUUCCAGUAGCAGCCCGACCAGAGAGGUUGUUAGUGCAUGUCAACUGAAGGGUAGCUGUGAUUUGGAAUGGGUGAGGGUUGUAUUAUCUGCUGAAGCUGGGAUUAACAUGGAGGAUAUAGUAGACCAAGAUAUACCUCGACGGAAAGAGCAUCGACGUGUUCCUAGUACUGUGGCUAUGGAGGAAGUUAAGGCUGCUGCAUUGAAAGGAGAAGCACCUCCAGGUCUUCCCUUGAAAGGCGCUGGUCAGGAUUCAUCAGAUGCACAACCAAAGGUUGCAAAUGGUGGUGUUGCCAAUAUAGGCGAUGCAUUAGCCGGUGAACUUUGGGAGGUAAAGAAGGAAAGAAUCCGUAAAGCCUCAGGAUAUGGAAAAUUAUCUGGUUGGGACUUGCGCUCAGUAAUUGUGAAGAGUGGCGAUGACUGUAGGCAGGAACACCUAGCUGUACAACUUAUUUCUCACUUCUAUGAUAUAUUCCAGGAAGCUGGUCUCCCUCUGUGGUUGCGUCCUUAUGAAGUAUUAGUUACUUCCUCUUAUACAGCUCUCAUUGAAACUAUUCCAGACACGGCGUCGCUUCAUUCGAUCAAGAGCAGAUUUCCAAAUAUUUCAAGUUUGCGCGACUUCUUUAUCGCUAAGUAUCAAGAAAAUUCUCCCGCUUUUAAGCUUGCUCAGAGGAACUUCGUUGAAAGCAUGGCUGGGUACUCUUUGGUUUGCUACCUUUUGCAGGUGAAGGAUAGGCACAACGGGAACUUGUUGUUGGAUGAAGAAGGUCAUAUCAUACACAUAGACUUUGGUUUCAUGCUUUCUAAUUCACCUGGGGGUGUAAAUUUUGAAAGUGCGCCAUUUAAAUUAACACGUGAACUUCUUGAGGUGAUGGACUCUGAUGCUGAGGGGGUGCCAAGCGAAUUUUUUGAUUAUUUUAAGGUUUUAUGCAUCCAAGGUUUCUUAACGUGUCGUAAACAUGCAGAACGCAUAAUUCUUCUUGUUGAGAUGCUGCAGGAUUCUGGCUUCCCUUGUUUCAAGGGUGGUCCACGAACAAUACAAAACUUGAGGAAACGCUUUCACUUGAGUUUGACAGAAGAGCACUGUGUGUCGUUAGUGCUUUCUCUGAUAAGCAGCAGCCUGGAUGCCUGGCGUACACGGCAGUAUGAUUACUAUCAGAGGGUCUUAAAUGGAAUAUUGUGAAUAUGGGAUAUAAAGACGAUUUAUGAGCUCGAUACUUAAACUUGGACAUAUCCAACAAAUCAAUCAAAAUGAGUUUUUACUGAUUUGUGGUAACAAAGGAGCGUUAUUCAGAUAGAGUAUUUCGGAUGCCUUCUUCUGUGAGAGUGGGGAAAUUGUACCUAUAUAGGCGAAAAAAACGAUCAGAAGAAAAGAUACGGAUGAUGAAAGAGCACUUCUGACUUCCGACUUCCGAUUUGCGUAUUUUUGUUUAUCAUGUUUUGCUUUUGUUCCCAGAAAGAGGUCUAAACUGACUGGGGUGAGUUUUCCGGGUGUCGAACAUUUUUGCCCAUGUUUGAGUGGGAUACACUGUACAGAGUGUGAAAAAAAGGAGAUGGGAAAAACGUUCGGGACUUUUACUAUCAUUUUCGAUUUGCUACACCAAUUACUGUGUGGCAAAGGAUUUGGGUUCUGUAAUAUUCUUUUUUACUGUAAGCUUUUGAUCAGAUAAAAGUUAUAUAAGCUGCAGCGUGGCGUUUUUCUCUUUGGCUUCCUUCCAACUCUCCGGCAUCCAUUCAUCCAUCUUUGAUUCUAACUUGUUUGUACGAUUAUUAAGAAAUGCUAAAGUAGCAUUGUCGUGUUGUAUGUGUAUAAGUUUCAGAGUAUAGAGAUUUAUAGGAGUGUGCGAGUUCGUUGGGAUCAAUUUGUUUGAUCCUUUGUGUAAAAACUAGUAUAUGUAAUGUGCUAUCUUCGAUUUUUCAUCGGUGCAUUUGCACGUUGUGCCUUGUGUUUUUUUUU